Sorex araneus (European shrew) is the source of this 319-nucleotide messenger RNA. RefSeq names its product ATP synthase membrane subunit e (gene ATP5ME). Gene Ontology annotation, molecular function: proton transmembrane transporter activity. The record is from RefSeq and is a predicted model, not a curated record. Gene Ontology annotation, biological process: proton motive force-driven ATP synthesis. Lineage: Eukaryota; Metazoa; Chordata; Mammalia; Eulipotyphla; Soricidae. The transcript has 4 exons. The coding region runs from base 62 to 277 and encodes 71 amino acids.
GUUCCACUGCCCCUCCGCCGCGACCCAGAAUUGUGCUUCCGGUGCGGAGGUCAGGGGCAAAAUGGUGCCGCCGGUGCAGGUCUCUCCGCUCAUCAAGCUUGGCCGCUACUCGGCGCUGUUCCUCGGCGUGGCCUACGGAGCCAAGCGCUACAGUUACCUGAAGCCGCGGGCCGAGGAGGAGAGGAGGGUGGCCGCCGAGGAGAAGAAGAAGCAGGAUGAGCUGAAGCGCAUUGAGCGCGAGCUGGCCGAAGCCCGCGAUGACAGCAUCCUCAAGUGAGCCGCCCGGCCGCCCGGAGCGCCAAUAAAGUGUCGCCGCCGU